CUUUUUUUCCUUUUUGAACUACAAAACCAAAUAAUCGAUGCAUCAUAAAUGAAGAGCAGGCUGGUGGUCGGAGAACGUGAACCAGAGAAAUGGAGAGCAGAAAUCCCUAAUUCGUUCAAUGAAAGGAGUCGCGAUUUCCCCCUCAAUCAAAUUCCAUCUCAAUCCCCAAUCCCUCCUUCGUUUUCCACCAUCCGAAGCACUCUACGUGGCCUUCCCUCUUCCCCAAAAUCCCCCCUUUUCUCAAAUUCAACCCUUUCGCUCUUCUGGAUUCGGUUCUACGGAGCGGCGCAGCAGCAAGGCGAGCAGAAGGAGCAGAGAACAUGUUUCCGCUUCCCAUGGGGCCGCGGCCCGCAUCGUCUGGUUUUCCGUUCGCCAUUCGCGCUCGGCUUUCUGCUGAGGACAGCUCAAGCGAUGCUUCUUCUUUCAUCGCCGGCGACUCGGAUGAUAAUUCCGGUGUUGACGAGUUGGAGGAGGAAGCGGCAGAGGACAAUAGUGGCUCUCUUAGGCGGCCAUUCAUUCCCAUUGCACGUGUUACAGGAGAUGAUGAAGACGACGAUGUUGUGGAUGAGCUGCUGUUUGAUGAUGAGGAGGAGGUGAAGCCUAAGUUGGUUGUGGGGAAGUUGGAGGUGGAGAGCUGGAAUGGGGGAAGGGAUGAGGAUUUUGGUGGUGGAUUUGAGUCUGGAAGGGAGGAGAGUGGGCUGUUUUAUGGAAAUGAGGUGAAAGGUGAUAGCUUGGGUGUUUAUGAAGAUACUCUAAUUUUAUCAGAAGAGGAGUUGCGGGUACAGGAGAAGGAGAAGGAGAAGGAGAAGGGUUAUGUUGAGGUGGUGGAGAGAGUGGCUGCUUCUAGCGAUGAUGCUGGUGCUGUUGAAGGCGGAUUGGAGCUGAAUGAUGUAAAUCAAAAUAAGGGAUUUGAGUUGGAAGUGAAAGAUUUGUUGGUUGAUUCAAGUAUCAUAGAAUCAGAAAAAUGCAAUCUUGUUGGUGAUAUUGAUUCGACUCAGAAUUCUGUCAUGGAUGUGGAGCUGAGGACUUUAGGAGCUGAAUCCGAAGCUGUUGACUCCUUAAUUCCAGAGGUUGAAGACGACCCUGUCGAGAUUGUAACGAUUAAAGCUGCUGGUGAUGUUGCUUCAAGCCGGCACUGGAACGAAGAGGCUGAGGCAAAGUUUUCUCAAUUUGAGGACAUGGAAGAGGAGGUUGGAGGUGAUCUUGAUUCCAAAAAUUGCUUUUUGGGUGAGAAAAUGUUUGAGGUUAGUGAAGUUAAAGCUCAUUCUACUGAAUCCGAGCGGUUCGGAGCUCCUGAUGCUGUUUGUUUCAGCCAUAGUUCACUCCUUGAGAUGUUAAGUCUUCAUGAUAACAAAGCAUUUGAACGAAAAGAUGAAGUUUUGCAUAUGAAGAUUAGCUCUGUGGAUUCUGUGAAUGCAAAAGAUUCUACUUUUAAGCUUCUUGUUUCGACUGAUGGAAAUCAUUCUCCAUACGGAAAGGAAAUGGAUUCCAUUGAUUCUUACCAUCUUAUUUAUGACGAGGAUUUAGCAGAAGAGAAUGAACAUGGGAUUUCUGAAUGGCCUCACUCAGAAUCUAUGAAGUGUAUCCUGAAAGAGAUUGAUGAAGGUUCCUCUACUUCACAUUCCAGUUUUGAAUCUUCACAAACCUAUUCAAACAUUUUAGGCAUUCAAAACAUUUAUAACUCUGACGAGGAAAUGGAAAUUGAUGAGGAUGAUAAUGCGAAAGAGCUCUUUGAGACCUCUGCAUUGGCAGCACUCUUAAGGCCCUCUCAUGGAACUUCCUUUGGAGUUCCUCACCAUACUUCUCAAAAUACUUGUUAUGUGAAUGAUUUGAAAGUUGAAGAACAGAUGCUGUACUCAAAGAUUGAACGAAUUCGGGCAAAGUACCUUCGUCUUGUCGAGAUAGUAGGAGUGGGCUUUAUAUACUCAGUGAGUCGAGGAAGAAAAACCGGCGCUAAAAAUGUCACCUUUCUAUAUGAUGAGGGAGAGGACGAAUUCGCCUUGUCAUGCACCAUUCUAGUUCUU
This is a messenger RNA of Phalaenopsis equestris, 2024 nucleotides long. Its product is annotated as translocase of chloroplast 159, chloroplastic-like. The record is from RefSeq and is a predicted model, not a curated record. NCBI's taxonomy places the organism in Eukaryota, Viridiplantae, Streptophyta, Magnoliopsida, Asparagales, Orchidaceae.